GACAACUACCGCAGAAUAGAUUAAAUACUUCCUUACUCUAAAUAUGGUCUAGUUAGUAGAUACUCAUGUUAACACUUUGAUAGUUAGAUAAUACACAAUAUUUUAUUAUUAUUAAUAUUAUUUAAAAAACGGAUAAUGCCCGUCAGAUACCUAUUAUAUAAAUUAAUGAAAUUAUUCAAUUUAAACAAAUUAAGGCCAACACUCCUCGUAUGCAAUGUUGUUUAUUAUUAAAUGUUACAGUUUGUAUUGCAGUUUCUAUGUGUUCGAACACAUUAGGUAGCCACCGAAUUGAACACACGACACCACCACCGGACACACAAUCGACGUCCGGAAGAUGGACUUUUGGAAAUAUAUCGUUAGGAUUAAGAUACCCAGUCCGGUGAGCUAUAUGAGCGCGAUCCUUUUAUUAAUUUUCACGACGGGCGUCUACAAGCAGUUGACGUUGACCCAAAAGACGGCCAACAAUUGUGAGAUGACGUUCAUGUUUGAAUACCCUCAUUUUGUUGAAAUAUCGGUGCCCAUGAACAGGGGAAAGUAUAAUUUGUACGCAUACACCGAAGGCCAAACAAUGGAGAAAAUAAAAUCUAUGAAGUUUUAUGGUACGCCAGUUGUUUUUAUACCCGGACACAGUGGAUCGUACAGACAAGUUCGGUCCAUUGCUUCGGUUAACAUUAGAAAGAUGUACCAUAUUCAAUCAAAUAUAAAAUUUGAUUUUUUUACUGUCGACUUGAAUGAAGAAUAUUCUGCUGUCUUUGGAGGUGUCUUAUUACAGCAAACUGCAUUUGUUUCCCAGUGUAUUGAUACAAUCAUAAAAACAUAUGAGUAUGACUACAAGCCUACGUCAAUCAUACUUAUUGGACAUUCUAUGGGUGGUAUUAUAGCCAAAGGAUUGUUCAUUGAUCCUUCGUUUGAUACCGAACUCGUAGAACUGAUUAUUACUCUUGCCACUCCCCACAGGCCUUUGUUUUUAGCCGAUCACUAUAUGGAUAGCUAUUAUGACCAAGUAGAAAAAAUUUGGGGGAACGGAUUAGACAAGCCAAGGUCUUCAUUUCUGUCAAAUAUUUCACUAUUAUCCAUUGGUGGUGGGCAUCGAGACUUAAUGGUUUGGCCUUGCCUGACGUAUACUCCACAUGCAGACAUAAAUGCAUUAAGUUUAGCUAUACCUGGUGUCUGGACUUCUACUGAUCAUCAGUGUAUAUUGUGGUGUAAAUCAUUGGUAAAAUCCAUUGUAAGAGUGCUAUUUGACUCCGCAGAAUCUGAAUCGGACAAUACAAUUUAUGAAUGGAGAAAAAAAGUAUCUUCUUAUCAUUUUGACAAAAGAAGUAAUGGAAAAUGGUUUCAUUCUAAUUUACAUCCUAUUACUGUAAAGUUGAAUGAACCAAACGUGAUUGAAUGGAAUGAAACAUAUAAGCUUCAAAGAUCAAUUUCAUUGGAGAAAGGAACGGCAAUGCCAAUUGUCAUUCAUCUGCCAUUGUUUGAAAAAUCGUUUAAUUAUGAAAUGACAGCCGAAGCUGUAAAUAUUGAAUACCACGAUUGGGUGUUUUCGUGCAAACCUGAUUAUCAUUCAAAAAAACACUGUUUAUUUGGUACAAAUUGGUCUUCUAACAGUACUAUAUCAGUUUCGAAACAUAUGAAAAGGAGACAUAUUACUUUAAAUAUGCCCGACGUAAAUAAAUUGGGUCAUUCAAAUUUGGUUUUCAAAAUCAAAAAUACGAAAAAACCUACUGCUUUGAAUAUUGACUUGUAUGAAGCUAGUGAUAGAACUAAUCAAAUAUCGUGGCAAUUCUGGUAUGGAGUUUUUGAUAGACACCUGUUGUGGAAAGUCAAUGUUUUUGAGACGAUACAGUACAAAACUAUUCUACGUGGUUGGUCAGCUAGUAUAUGCAUGCAUUGUGUGUAUAAUGUACACAUGGUACCCAUCAAAUGCUCAAAAAAACAUCAUCAUGCUGUUUCUAAAUUUAUCGUACCAUGGACACAAGGUGUUUUGCAUGGUAUCACUAGUGACAGUUAUGUGGAACCACUGAGAAUAUCUUUAGAAAACAUUCCUCAGUCAAAUGCAACACAAAAUCCAUAUUUGCAAUUCAUAUUAGACCCCACAUGCAACUAUCGUAUUGAAUUUGAUCUAUCAAUUAUGGACUCAAUUGGAACAAUAGGAUUGAAAUACGGUUUGACAUUUCCCUCGUACAUUGGAAUCAUAAUACUGUUGGUGUUGUCAAAUCAAUUUUCACAGUUGGCCAAUUCAACUAAAGAUGAUUGUUCAAUAUAUCACAACUCCUUACCAUCUAUAAUCAGAGUUUUUAAGACUUUAGUUGUUACAAUUUGUUUUUUGACUGCUAUACAAAGCCAGUGGCCUAACGUCAAUAAACCAAUUGGUGGUAUAGACUGGCUUGGACAUCCGUUAAAGACAAUGGUGUUUUCGUCAUUGCUAUAUUGCAUAACCAAUUCAUUUAUGUAUUUUGCUAGUGUAGCACUAUGGAUGAUGAUGUUGUUUUGGGGGAAAGCCAUUAACGAACUGUUGGUCCGGUUUAUAAUGAAAAUGUUGCGAAAAAAUGCUACAUUAUCUGACUGGAUAUUGUAUGGAUUUGGAAAAUUACCAAUAGCUGUUUCAAUGAUAGCCAUUUUAAUUUCUUACCAUACUUGUGGGACUGUAGGACUUGUUAUUUCAGCAUUUUUCUAUUAUUUCUUACUGUGCACAAUGGUACAAGACUGCAUUGAUCAGUUGAUUUAUUACCCAGUGAUAUUUUUCAAAGAUUAUUUUAUGAAAGGCGAAAAACCCGGUUUGAAUUUAUCGCUGACAUCCAUCCACCUGCACUUUUCACUGUUUUUGUUGUGGUUACUUAUUUGCGGUUGUCAUCUGCCGUGCAGCAUUGAAUGGGCACGAAAUUACCAUCACAGCAAAUACUUAGAUCCAGAUCCAUCAUGGAUUUCCUCUUUAAUAUUAAAUACAUGUGCAGGUAUUUUAUGGCAGAUGGACAUCCCCAAACGUAAUUUAAAAUUCUACGCACAAUUAAGCAACCUUUGUGUGGUGGCUUCAAUAAUUUUGUUUUUGUUCUGCCAGACUGCAUUAUUUCGAAUAGCUCCAAUUUUAACAUUGGUUUUUUUAAUCAUCACUUUGCACCAGUGUUUUAGUUCUUGGAUAGGAGUACAAGACUUGAUUGAUAACCAAGUAAGUAGUGACAAUGAUAAGGUGCCACAAAAAAAGGUGGAGUAAAUGAUAAAUUGUAAGUAAGUUUAUUAUAGUAUAUGUAUAGUUAAUAGGGGUGGACUGGCAAGGGUGUACUAGUGUGCUAUAGCAUACCAGCUUAAUUUGAUGUUGAGAAGGGGUCGACGAUUAUUUAACAAUAUUAAAUUAUGAUUCAUUACUAUUAGUUAAUUAUUGUAUAAUACUGGUGUCUGGUACACAUACCUUUUUUUUUCCUUGGUACCGAAGACUGGAGGAGGACCUGCUGUUAGCAUUACUUCCCCUCUGCCCCCAAUGGUACGCUUAUCUGUCAGUACGCCCCUGAUAGUUGAUUUUUUUAUUUAACAGUGAACAUAAUUUUUGUUAAUUGUUGUGUUUUGUAAGAAGAAACAAUUUAAUAACUUCUAUAUCAGGGAUUCUUAAACUUUAUUUUUCUAUUAUUGUUGGCCCACUUGAAUACAACAUUUUACUAUUUUGGCCCACCAAAGAAAACAAAUUAGACAUCACUGGUUUAAAAGUGCAUAUAAUAUGUAAAUAUCAGAUGUUGAAGCAAUAGUUUAUAUUUUUUACUUUUACCAUUAUAAGUUUUUAAUAAGAAAAAAGAAAUCGCAAAAAUGGCAUAAACUUUAAAUACUGAAAACUAUUAGUUCUAUACUGAUACUUUUCAGUUGUAGUAGAUAUUCCAGCAGCCAAGCCUCUGGACCACCAGUAUUCUCGAUUCUAUUAUUUUACUCAGCACUAUCUUUUUCUAAGUGUAUAAUGUACAUUUAUGUUAUUUUACUAACAACCACCAAUAAACCAAAAAUUUGAUAAAUUAGAAUUUAAAAAUCGCAUAAAGUGGUUUUACAAAUACCUUUUGUGUCCUCUGUGUCCAACAAUUCCAUAGUUUUGUGACCAAACUUGCACAUCUGGUUUAUAUGUUAUAAUACAUGUGACUGAUUUGGUUGACUGCUAUUAUAAUGAUUUUGAUUUGACUCGUCCUUUUUCCAUGAUUUGUUCUGAUUCUGCUCCUUGGUCCUAUAUUUGUUUACUACUUCAUGCACGGCCUUGUCUGAUUCAUUUCCCGUGAUCAAGAUCCUUCUGUUUGACUCUGCACGUUCCACUGAUUGGCAAUAUGAUACUACUUUGUUCAACGCAACAUCAUCUCUUAGCAAUCUGGUUUGGGUUUCUUUAUCAAAUAUUCCCAACACUAUCUGCGUUCUUAAUAUUUUGUUCUCAGCUUCUCCAAAAUUACAUCCUUUGAUUAAUUUUUUCAGAACUGUGUACCAUACAUCAAACUGUUCACCAUCAUGUUGUUUUCGGUUAAAGAAAUUAAAAUGUUCUAUAAUUUCAUUGGUUUUAGGAAUGCAGUAUUCUUCCAGUGAUUUUAAUAUUGUGUAUACUGAUUCUUCUCCAACCUUCUUGAUUGUAUUGUAUAAUUUUAAGCCAUCAUGACCCAUCAAAUUUAAUAAGCGAACCACUUGUACAUCUGAGUCUUUCUUAUUCGUUUCUGUCGCUUUAAAAUAUAUUUCGAAUUCUUGUUUAAACAUUUUGAAAUUUUCAGACAAGUUACCUUCGAGGCACAGACCAUUGAGUCUAUUAAAUUCCAAUGCCAUCGCUGCUAGUUUCAGUAUUUUGUAAUCUGAAUUUAUCUAUUUAAUCUUUAAUUUAACACUUGUAUCCUACCUCGACUGCGCCAUGUUACAAUAAAGUGUUCUUAAAUAUAAUUAACAGUCACAUUUUUUAUAACAUUAUAAAGAGCACAGCAGUCUUAAAAAAAUUCCAUCUUAUCUUUUUUGUCAGUACAUACCUUAGAUCAUUUAUUAUGGAUGGAUCCAUGCCUAUAUUGGGCCGUGUUAAUAAUUUGAAGUACGUAUAAGCGACGAGUCUCUGUCAUUGAUGCUUGAUGUGCGCAUUAGUUUGUUAGAUUCUUAGAUAAGUAAUAUUUGGGUAUAAUAAUAGUGUAAAUUAUGAUAAUGGUAAUAUUCUGAAAAUUAUUCCUUCUAAAAGGAUGAAACAUUAAAAUCAGAGUCUAACUUACAUAGAUCAAUUUAAGAUAUGGGAGUACAGGGAAAACAGCUAUUUAAAUUUUAAAUUGUGUGUUCACAUAGUUUAAAUUAAGGUAUCAUAAACCUUAAAUACAAAUUAUUGAGAACAAUUUUAACGGUAUUUUAUUUGGAGGAUUUAUUUUAAAUGUUUGUUAUUUAGAGUUUUAUAAAAAUACUUGAAUGUGAUAAAAAAUAAUAAUAAAAAAAUAAAAUUGUUCUCAAUAAUUUUUGAUAGGUAUUAUGAGUAAUAAUGACACUUCAUCUAUUACUGUUUCAUCACGAUAUUGGAAAUUGUAAAAAAUACAAUAAUUGACUGAAAUAUUAUGUUCACUGUAAAAAGAAUCUCUGGCUAUAAAUUAAUUAAUAUAUGUAUACAGUGGAGUAGUUUUGGUGGGGGGUUAUGAUGGUGAUAGAUAAUCUACCAUAGAUCCCCCUUGAGCUUUUUUUUUUAUAUUAUAAUAUGAUGUACCUAACGUAGUGUGCUUAUGUGUAAAGGUAUUUAUGAUAUAAAUAGUCGUGAUCACAACUCAGAAGUGCCCCUUAUCUUAUCUUAUCUUUAUUUUUUAAAUGUUCAAACCAAAACAUUAAGUAUAAUAGAUAUUGUUGAAAUAAAAGACUUAAUUGGCCUAACAAGUUGACUAUCCCUCCAGAACAAAUUCAUAACUACACCACUGUAUAUAAUAUAUAUAUAUCCAUAAUAUAUGUGUGUAUUACUGAAUUUUGUUAGGCUAUUUUUAUUUAGUUUUUACAUUUUAUUUGCCUCAUACCAGUGUCAUUUCAUGUUUUUAAAGACUGAUUCGUGUUUUUGAUCUAUUAUUUAUGGUUUUGUUUAGCAUUUUAUUUUUCUUGUAUUUAUUUAGUUGAUAAUAUCAUUGAUUAUAAAUACUAGUAUUUUGUUUAAAUGUAAUUAUUUGUUGUGAACAUUGAAUGUUGUAUUCUAUAAUCUAAAUGUUAAAACUUAUAACUCUAAGUCAUAUACAAUCUUCUAGUCAGUUGUGUAAACUCAAUAACUUUUGAAUGUAAACAUAAAUAUCCAUAUAUUAUGAUCAAUUGUCUUCAAUGUUUCAUUAGUAAUUAGUCAUUAGCAAUAGAUAAUAAUAAUAAAAUAUAAGUAACAUGAAAAAAAUAUAAACUUCUAUAUUAUAUUGUUUAUCUGAUCUUGUUGUGACGUGUAUAUAUAUAUAUAUUAUUAUAACAACUUUAAUAACUUAUUAGUAGGUACCAUUGAUUAUAAAUACUAGUAUUUAUAAUCAAUGGUAGGUACAUACUAAUACAAUCAUUGUGUAGGUAUUAUAUUUUUGUGUCUAAUAAAUUCAUCGAUUGCAAUUUGAAAUUAACACAUUUAAAUAAAUGUGUUGUGUUAACCUACC
Molecule: messenger RNA, 6578 nt
Organism: Metopolophium dirhodum (rose-grain aphid)
Lineage: Eukaryota; Metazoa; Arthropoda; Insecta; Hemiptera; Aphididae
Product: GPI inositol-deacylase
Exons: 15
Coding region: 335-3211 (958 amino acids)
Biological process (GO): endoplasmic reticulum to Golgi vesicle-mediated transport; GPI anchor metabolic process
Cellular component (GO): endoplasmic reticulum
Molecular function (GO): phosphatidylinositol deacylase activity
Source: RefSeq, a predicted model, not a curated record